This is a messenger RNA of Coregonus clupeaformis (lake whitefish), 3523 nucleotides long. RefSeq names its product extracellular sulfatase Sulf-2-like. The record is from RefSeq and is a predicted model, not a curated record. Gene Ontology annotation, cellular component: endoplasmic reticulum; Golgi apparatus; plasma membrane. The coding region runs from base 600 to 3251 and encodes 883 amino acids. The transcript has 21 exons. Lineage: Eukaryota; Metazoa; Chordata; Actinopteri; Salmoniformes; Salmonidae. Gene Ontology annotation, molecular function: N-acetylglucosamine-6-sulfatase activity; calcium ion binding; glycosaminoglycan binding.
AGUUUCAAUGUGUAGGAGAAUGAGAGAGCUAGAGCGUGUCAGGAGUGUGUCUGAGUGAGUGUUAAAAAGUGCAAGAGCUUAAGACAAUAUGUGAUAGAGAGGGAUAGGGAGGGAGAGACAGAGAUGCGGCGAAAAGGGGAGUGAGGCGAAAUUGAAUUGUAGAUAGAGGGACUUUCUCUCCUCCUCCUUCCCUCCCGCUUUUAUCUAUCUCAUCUGAAACCACGCCUCCCUCCUUUCACUUGUGUGUGCAUCUAUAACAGAGGGCUGUCUGCGCCGUGCUGUGUGGGGGUUAGACUCUAAGACUGCCAGCAGAGCGGACAGUAGGGCACAGGACAAGAGUGUGUUCAAGACUGGUCAGAGCAGGUGUAUGCCUGUGUGUGAGCCGAUGGACGGAGCUCUGUGUGUAUCCUGUGUGUGUCGCCUCACCCACUCCACCCAGGGACAUCGCUUCUGAGGAGCACAGCUGUGAGACCUUGGUCUCUGAACACUGCGAGAGAACAUUUGAGAAGCAUUGUUUGGAAAGGAAGGGUGAGUGAGGGAGCUGUGCCAGCAGAGUGGCCCGUGCUGCAGUGAGAAGGAGGUGAAGACAGGGUAGAGCCAUGGCAGGACGGGGCCUCCUUCUCCUCCUCCUGGGGGUGGUCUCCCUGGCCCAGGGCUCGUCCUUCCUCUCCGGCCAGCGCCACCGGACACAUCUGCAGAGGGAUCGCCAAGCCCGCAACAAUGUCCGACCCAACAUCAUCCUCAUCCUCACUGACGACCAGGACAUCGAACUGGGCUCAAUGCAAGCCAUGAAUAAGACACGGCGUAUCAUGGAGCAGGGAGGCACCCAUUUCUCUAACGCCUUCUCCACCACUCCCAUGUGCUGCCCGUCGCGCUCCUCUAUUCUGACAGGGAAGUACGUUCACAACCACCACACCUUCACCAACAACGAGAACUGUUCCUCACCCUCCUGGCAGGCCCACCAUGAGCCUCACACCUUCGCUGUGCACCUUAACAACUCAGGCUACAGGACAGCCUUCUUUGGGAAGUACCUGAAUGAGUACAAUGGCUCGUAUGUGCCCCCUGGCUGGAGGGAGUGGGUAGCACUGGUGAAGAACUCUCGCUUCUACAACUACACUCUGUGCAGGAACGGCGUACGGGAGAAGCAUGGCAGCAACUAUCCAAAGGACUAUCUCACAGACAUCAUUACCAAUGACAGCAUCAACUACUUCCGCUCCUCUAAGAGGAUGUACCCCCACCGACCAGUGAUGAUGGUCCUGAGCCACGCUGCCCCUCAUGGGCCGGAGGACUCAGCACCACAGUACAGCACUGCCUUCCCCAACGCCUCACAGCACAUAACCCCGAGCUAUAACUAUGCUCCUAACCCAGACAAGCACUGGAUCCUGCGCUACACAGGCCCCAUGAAACCCAUCCACAUGCAGUUCACCAACAUGCUGCAGCGCCGGAGGAUGCAGACCCUGCUGUCUGUGGACGACUGUGUGGACAAGGUGUACAACAUGCUGGUGGAGACAGGUGAGUUGGACAACACCUACAUUGUUUACACAUCAGACCACGGCUACCACAUUGGUCAGUACGGCCUGGUCAAGGGCAAGUCCAUGCCCUACGAGUUUGACAUCCGGGUGCCCUUCUACAUACGAGGCCCCAACGUGGAGGCAGGAGCCAUUAACCCUCAUGUGGUGCUGAACAUUGACCUGGCUCCUACACUGUUGGACAUGGCCGGUGCCGAUGUUCCCUCUGAUAUGGACGGCAAGUCCAUCCUCAAACUCCUGGACACAGACAAACCUGUCAACAGGUUCCAGGUGAACAAGAAGGGGAAGAUGUGGAGGGACUCCUUCCUGGUAGAGAGAGGGAAGCUGCUCCACAAGAAGGCUGAUGGGAAGGAGGUGGCCCAGGAGGAGAACUUCCUCCCCAAGUACCAGCGGGUUAAAGACCUGUGUCAAAGGGCAGAGUACCAGAGCUCCUGUGAACAGCCAGGACAGAAGUGGCAGUGUGUGGAGGACCCGUCUGGUAAACUGAGGCUGUAUAAGUGUAAGGGCAUGGCCAGUCUCUAUGCCCCACGUAUGCAGGCUCUGAUGGCCAGCAGCGGGUCCCAGCAGUGGGUUGGACAUGUCUCCAAUGCUGGAGACAGCUGUGAUUGUGGCCCCCUAGGCCCCAAAAUUACACCCCUGAAGAGGAAGAGACUGCUUACCAAGAAUAAGGUAAAGUCCAGUAAGAGUCUGACUAGGAACCGUUGGGCCCGGUCCAUUCCCUUUGAACUGGAUGGAGACCUAUAUGCUGUGGACCUGGAGGAGGGCUACAGGCCUGUGGGCCUCAGGAACACCAGCAGGCCUGGGGAGAAGAGGAGAGGAGCGGUCCUGCAGGAGGACGACGAUGAGGAGUUCAGUGGCAUGGGAGUCACAGCCAGACCCACAACCAGCAACAGCCUUACACCACCUGCUGCUCUUAAAGUCACCUACAGGUGCUCCAUCCUGAUGAAUGACACAGUCAGGUGUGAUGGAGGACUCUACAAAUCCCUCCAGGCCUGGAAAGACCAUAAACUCCACAUCGAGCAUGAGAUUGAAACCCUGCAGACGAAAAUAAAGAACUUGCGUGAGGUCAAAAGUCACCUGAAGAAGGUUCGGCCUGAAGAGUGCCAGUGUAACACCCCCAGUUACCUGUCCAAGAACAAAGGGAUGUUCAGACUCGAUGCAGGCCGCAUUCACUCACUCAACAAAAUGCCCUCUAAGCAGAAGAAGCAGUGGCUGAUGAAGGAGCAGAAACGUAGGAAGAAACUCCGUAAACUGCUCAAGAGGCUCCGCAACAACGACACCUGCAGCAUGCCUGGUCUCACCUGCUUCACCCACGAUAACCAGCACUGGCAGACUGCCCCCUUCUGGACAAUGGGUCCAUUCUGUGCUUGUACCAGUGCCAACAACAACACUUACUGGUGCCUCAGGACCAUCAACGACACACACAACUUCAUAUUCUGCGAGUUCGCCACGGGUUUCAUGGAGUACUUCGAUCUGAACACUGACCCAUACCAGUUGAUAAAUGGGGUUAGCACCCUGGACCGCACUGCCCUCAACCAGAUGCACCAGCAGCUUAUGGAACUGCGGAGCUGCAAAGGCCACAAGCAAUGCAAUCCAGAGACGGGUGGUAAAGACAGAAACUCUUUAAGUGAAUACAGGCCAGUUCAUCGUCGAAAGAGGCCAAAAGUGAAGAAGCCCUCUUCCAAAUCGCUAGGGCAGAUUUGGGAAGGAUGGGUUGGUUAACAACCUGUGUCCCACAACCAUCCCACCACAUUGCAGUCUGCCAAUAGAGGAGGACCAGAACUACUGGAGAACCUGAUGACUUUGUACAGACUUCAUGGGAAUGUAACCUGAUCUACCAUUAUUGUAUGAGUUUAUGGAGGAUGCUCCUGCUCAUACCCAGCAGAUACCUCUGAUCAUCGCAAAGCAAACUGAACUAUAACCUCUCUUUUUCUCUCACACACACUCAUUCACUCACAGAGGAAUGUCCUCCUUUUCGCACCAAAGUAUGUUCA